Messenger RNA from Egretta garzetta (little egret), 1794 nucleotides. RefSeq names its product CMP-N-acetylneuraminate-beta-galactosamide-alpha-2,3-sialyltransferase 2-like. Gene Ontology annotation, molecular function: beta-galactoside (CMP) alpha-2,3-sialyltransferase activity. NCBI's taxonomy places the organism in Eukaryota, Metazoa, Chordata, Aves, Pelecaniformes, Ardeidae. The transcript is spliced from 7 exons. The record is from RefSeq and is a predicted model, not a curated record. The coding region runs from base 96 to 1049 and encodes 317 amino acids.
CUUACAACGAGCGCUGGCAAAGCCACUGAGCCCAGGAGUGUCACCUUCGCCGGGCCCUGCUCAGCGGUGCUUCCGAGGAGGAGGUGGUAUGAGGGAUGCUGUGCCAUAGGCGCACGCAGGUGGUCCUGGCCCUGUGCCUGCUGCUGGUCCUGUGGCAAUGUUUCCGAGCCCCCAUGGAUGGCCUCCACCCCUUCCCUUGGGCUCCCUCCCUCCUCGACGCCCCUGCUGCCUGCUGCACCACCUGGGCCAACAGCUCCACAUGGUUCAACACCCGCUACAAUAUGGCCAUGGGACCUCUGCUGACUGGUGCAGCCCACGAGCUUUCCUCUGAUGUGAUUCAGUGGUGGCUGACCCUGCAAGGUCCCCCAAGUGGCAUCCAGCUCCAGGCCAUAUUUCAGCAGCUCUUCACUGUCCUCCCGUCCCCGACCAUGUGGGACCCAUCUUGCUGCAGGAGUUGUGCAGUGGUGGGUAACUCGGGGCGGCUGAAGGGAUCUGGCCACGGGUUGCAGAUUGAUGCCCAUGACUGGGUGCUGAGGAUGAACAGAGCGAAGAUCACUGGCUUUGAGCUGGAUGUUGGCAUGAGAACAACCCAUCACUUCAUGUAUCCAGAGAGUGCAGUGAACCUCGGGCCUGGCAUCCACCUCGUCCUUGUCCCCUUCAAACCACUGGACCUGCAGUGGGUGGCCAGUGCCUUCUCCACUGGAGAGCUCACGCACACAUACGUGCGAGUCAAACAGUUCAUCAAAGCUGACAGAAACAAGGUGCUGAUCCUGAGCCCAGCUUUCCUCAAGUACAUCCACGACAACUGGACACAGCACCGUGGGCGGUACCCCUCCACUGGCUUCACAGCCCUGCUCUUUGCCUUGCAUGCCUGCCAGCAGGUGUCUGUGUUUGGCUUUGGAGCAGACAGUGAAGGAAACUGGCACCACUACUGGGAGAAAAACCGCUGGUCUGGAGCCUUUCGCAGGACGAGGGUCCAUGAUGCUGACAUUGAAUUCAGCCUCAUUGAGAGACUGGCAGCUGAAGGCAGGAUUUUAUUGUACAAAUGAUGCAUUUCCAAGAAACUGAAGCCAGGCCAUUGUUGCAGGACCUGGCAGGCCCCUGCACUGCCAGCAGCUGCCUCAGCUCCUUUAGCUUGCUUCUACCCUGCAGUGCUGCCACGUGCCCAGGCUCACAGGCCCUGGGAUCCCCAGGGUCUCAGUGAUGCUUGUGCUAGUCACACGAGCUGGGCACUCUGGGUGCCGGGAGGUGACGCUUUCCCAUGGCACCAGGGACAUUGCAUUUGGCUGGACACAUGGUGGGCAUGGCUCUGGGAGAGAGGAAGGGGAGAUGGUGGGCCUGGAAGUGGGCCUGGAGCCCAUAAGCUGCUGUGAGUGUCCCUGCAGUGGCCAUGAAGCUGUUGGGUGACAGCAGUGGUGGUGAUGGCAGCUGCUCAAACAUGGCUGUUCACAUGACAGAACUGAUACUUCCACCCACUGAUGGCUUUUGAGAGAGAUUUGUAGUUCUUUGGGCAGGGGGAGAGGGGCAUCUUCCUUCCUUUUUGUAACUAAGGAAAUAUUUUUAAAAUUGUAUCAAAGAAGAGUAAGGAUGGAAAAAAAAAAUCAAGUGUGCUGUCAGAAGAUGACAGAAUCAAGUCACACACGACUAUCAUUAACAUUGGCUUUACUUUUUGAGUCCUUACUGCUGUGAAAAGACAGCACAGUCUAUCUCAGGCUCACCCUGCAGAACAAGAUCACAGACCCUGGAAACUGAGCUUCCCAAAGGUUUUCGACUCCAGAGCAAGUUUAACAGGAU